GGAAACAAUUGGAGAGACGUCGGCACGCGUGGAAGGUACUGACGAAGUUGAUGGAUUGUCUGGCGAAUGAAUCGAGAGAUUUUGGUGGGAAUCAGGAGUAACGUUUUUUAAGAGCGAACCCUGCGCGAUACGCGUCGUAAAGUACAGAGACUUAGUUCAUUUUGCGAAGAGCAAUCACCUGUCGACUAUCUACAUACGAGUGCAGAAGGGUUUGAGAGACUUAAAAUGCCAGAACCUUCUGACGAACGGAGGAUAACAUCAAAAAAAUCCAUACUCAAGGCUUACACCCUUCUGCGAUCCCUACAGCCAGAAAAAUCGAAGCUACGAAGGCCUGGACAGCCAGUGAAGAGGAUCGUAAAAGCAAAAAAAAGAAAGACUGAUAGCAAAGCCGAUCGAGUCAUGAAGACCCUGGUCCCGAACUACCCCCCAAAUGUCAAGAAGUUUCCCUGGCAUGACCUCUUCAUGAUGCAGGAGAUUCGUAACGCCAUGGGCAAGCAGGACUGGAUCGCCCUGCAGAGGUUGUUUCCCUACUGUGGGACAGACCCCCUCGCCUUCCAGCCAAUGAAAUUCACUUACGGAUUUCUCUUGUGCCUCUGCAGUCACAUCAGCAACGAAAAUGAUUUCAAGAGCUUUCUAGAGACCUGCAUCAGACACGACGUCGUAGAGAAGGGGAUUUUGGAGAAGCUGAUGACACUGCAGAGGACAUACCGCCGACAGACGACAACUGGUGAGAAGGAUUGAGGUUGAGGAGUCAGUGAAUGAAUUCGUCAUGCUAAUUAAUGUUCUAUAUAUAAUUGUAUUUUCUUUGUAUUGUACAUUAUCUCUCGUUAAUUACUUUCAAUCGAUAGUUAUUUCUCAGUAAACAAUUUAUUUAUUAAUA
Molecule: messenger RNA, 880 nt
Organism: Diachasmimorpha longicaudata
Lineage: Eukaryota; Metazoa; Arthropoda; Insecta; Hymenoptera; Braconidae
Exons: 4
Coding region: 226-741 (171 amino acids)
Source: RefSeq, a predicted model, not a curated record